Molecule: messenger RNA, 1350 nt
Organism: Naegleria lovaniensis
Lineage: Eukaryota; Heterolobosea; Eutetramitea; Acrasida; Naegleriidae
Exons: 2
Coding region: 1-1350 (449 amino acids)
Cellular component (GO): membrane
Source: RefSeq, a predicted model, not a curated record
AUGUCUCGGCUCCUCACGAAACGAUGGUGUCACCACGAUCCUUCAUAUCGAAAGGCGGCGAAAUUAUUUUUCAUUCCGAAUUGGCAACAACAACAACAACACUAUCCAUACCACUUCCAAACAAACAACAAUGAUUCUAUUUUAAAUCAUUUUCAGAGACGAUGCUUUCAUUACAGAACACGUGUGUUGUUCCAAAAGGAUCAACCAUCGUCAUUAAAUUAUUCGGAAAUGAAUAAUCAUUGUAAUAAUUUGAAUGAAAAUAAUCAGAACUUGCCAAAUCAUGAAAAGCCAGUUACUUUACAAAACUCCAAUGAUUCAAAUGUCAAAUUUGAAACCAAAGAUUAUGUCAAAUUGUUUUUAGUGAGCAUUUUGGGAGGAUGUUUCGGUGGAAUGGUUGGACUAGGAGGGAAUAUCAUUCUCAUUCCAUUACUCACUCAAAUUUUUUCACAUCGACUCAGUGCCAAACAAAUUGUUGCCACUUGUCUCAUUACAGUGGUCACUGCUGGACUCGUUGGAAGUAGUACUCUCUAUUUUAAAGGAGAUGAAUAUGUUGAUAUUGGAUCUGCUAUAUUCAUUGCUGGAUUUGCUUCAUUGACUGCUCGAUUUGGUGUGAAAUUAUCGUCGAGUAUUCAAGAUCGAACACUGAAACUCAUUUUAGCAUUUUUCAUGUUAUUUGUGGCUCCUUUAGUAGUAUUCACAGGGAAAAACAAACAAUCAGAAAUACAACAAGCUUCCUCUGUGGGUGGUGAUGACAAGCAGAGACUCGAAAAUUCUCAAUCUGACACGACCAAAUCAACUCCAACACUGAAUGUUUCACAUGACCAUUCUAAAAGUAUUUCAAAAGAUGACUACAAGGUUGACACCAUCCACAACUAUGGCGCCAUUUCUUCUUCUUCAUUCAUGAAACGACACUUGUUAAAAUCUCCACAAGAAAUUGGUUCUCUCUUUGUGCUCGGUUCUACCAUUGGAAUCAUGAGUGGUCUCUUGGGAGUUGGUGGAGGAGUAUUAGCCGUUCCCAUGUUGAGCUUUUUAUGGCUUUCUGAAUUUUCCCCACUUUUGGAUGAAAAGAAGAAGAAGAGCUCUCAACACGCUGUUACUCAACAAUUAGUGAUGGGAACUUCACUGGCAGCCAUGACACUUCCAUCGAGUGUUGCCUUGUAUUCACAUUGGAGAGUUGGAAAUGUUUUAUUGAAAUUGAGUCCAUUUUUACUUGUUGGAAGUGCUAUGGGUGCAUAUUUAGGAAGUUCUAUGGCCAGUGAAAUGGAUGAAGAGAUUUUGAAACGAAUAUUUGCAGUGACCAUGAUUGCAUUGGGAGGACGACAAUUUUGGAAAGCAUACUGGAAAAAGUGA